UAAAUACCAUGACUGCACUGGGCUUUGUAAUUCCUAAUUGAACAACCAUAAGCUAUGAGUUAAGACUGUAAAAUGAAACUUGCCCUGCAGUUUUGGCUAGUCUUUUAAAAAUGCUUGAAAAUGCGUACUGGAAUUGACGCUGAGUGAGGGAACGCACUUCCGUCCAUUUCGUGUUACGUGUUCGCCUUGCAGGUGCUGAAGGAUAGCGGUCUUGGCACCAUUCAUAAUCUUUUCAGUAAAAUAACGUCGACAUUCAGCCACAUUGAUUACGGAAAUUAUUCAGAAGAUGGUAGCAAAACAGAGAAUCCGAAUGGCAAAUGAGAAACACAGCAAAAACAUCACACAGAGGGGAAACGUUGCAAAGACCCUGAGACCACAAGAAGAGAAAUAUCCAGUGGGACCCUGGCUGUUGGCCCUUUUUGUAUUUGUUGUAUGCGGAUCAGCUAUCUUUCAGAUAAUACAGAGUAUUAGAAUGGGCAUGUGAGGACCUGCAGUUUCUGUGGACCCUUUCUUCACUCUGCAGUUUUGUGCACCAGUAGCAGUUUUGGAGCUGCACAAUUAAUGGAAAACAAAAAAAAAAGAAUCUUGCUGGAUUUCGCCUGCACAUUCAGUUCUUAAGUGCAGUCCAGAAAACCUGUUCUUGGUGCAUACAUGUUUGAAAUGUCCUUGACAAUGGGGACGCCUUGCUUUUAUACUGACUCUGUGGUUUAACCAUAUUGGUUGGCUGUAGCAGUGCUGUCUGUGUUUGUUUCACCUGACUAAUGUAUGUGUUCAAAAAUGUAAUUGCUCAAUACUAUGUACCAUAAUUCAUUUCUUCUAUUAUGUGUGUAUGAUCUAUAGAGUACAUUUUACAAAUAAAUGUGUUUAAUACUCCUGUUUGUUGUGUUUUAAAGACAUGGUUUUAGUGAUGUCUGUAUUUUAUACAAGGAGAUAUUGAAUGGUCAUUUGGGUGGGGCUUUUAAAAAGAUCAGUCACUACAUUAAGCUACAAAAACAGGAGCAGCUUUUUGAGGUGUAAUUUAUUCCUUCAUUAGAGUAUUGGGAGCUGUGAUUAACCUAUUAACUGCUGACUGAAAUCUGAAAGGCAACAUUAUCCCUUAAAAACACUUUGUCCAGUUAUUAUGUAAUAAACACAACAGGAGUUUUUUAGGGUGUGUAACUAAAAACAUAUGAAAACAUUAUUGAUGUAAUACCUGAUACAAAGCACCUGAACGUGUAGCUUGUAAAUAAAGGUGCUGUUCCUUACCGACAAACACCCUGUCCUGUGUGAAGUCAAACGAGAGUUUAAUGAGAAUCUGGGAAUGUGACUAACUGUACUGGACACAAAGAAACUCUGAAGAAAGAGGGGAUUAAUGCCAAGUCCAGGACAUUGUUUGUUGCAUGAAGUGAUUCCUUUUGAAGCAGGAUGUGAAUUCAUUGAUUGACCUGAACAACUGGUUGCUUCCUAAGGACAGAGAAUCAAGCAAUGUUUACACCAGUGUAAUAGUGAAUCAUGUGUAAAAACAUAUUUAAAAGGAACAAGUAAUGGCUUUUAUAUAAUUUUACAUUUCUUCACAAAUAUAGAACUGAUAUUUUACACAUCAGCUGGGCACCAAAAAGAUCAUACAAGUCCAGCCAUACAGCAUGCCACGCAAUUUUACAUCCAAAUAGGAUUCGGAUAUGAUGAUGUGACAGUGCACCAAUGAAGGCACUUUACAACAUUUUCUUCAAAGUAAUCUUUGAAGUCAUGGAUGGGUGACAACAGAUUUAACAAUUCUGCAGAUUUCAUCUGGCAGAUUGCACUUAGCAAAGUCUGCAGUUCAACAAUAGGGUCAUUCUAUGUCAACUCAACCAGAGCUUCCCAGCUUUGCUUAUAUUUUGUGUAGUGGAUACAGGUCAGGUAUGAAACCAGGCCAAAUCUUUAAGCUGAAUGUUGGGCGGGUGCAAUCACACUUGAAAUGUGUCUCAUUUUCAAGUGAUUUUGAGGAUCUAAAAGUAAUAUUUAUAAUGUCAGUAGCCCUAGGAAUGUUUGCACAAUAUAACCCAAAACAACAUAAAUGCAUGUUGUUCUGGUUUUACAUUUAUUAAACUGAAAGAGAGAGAUUACCAACUCAAUUAAUGUACCACAAGUCCUUCAAAUCCUCAUCUAUAAGCCCACCAAAGGUCAGUUUGUUAACUCGUGUCCCCACAAGGGGGUUCAACCCUUCAAAGACAGGGCUAUUUUCAAUACUUUCAUCCUGAAGUCUUUUUGUACUGUCAUUAAAUCAGACAGUAAAGUAGGUAGACAGUUGCAGAGUUGCACACAGAAAGUCAGUUAAACUAUGAGCACACCUAAGCAAAGUGAUAUAUCUUCUACUUUAUAAGGAACAUGCACUUAAAAAUCACUCAGGAAUUAGACAAUUGGGCAAUUUUUCAAUUUUAAGCCCCCCAGCAACACAGAAAUACUAAAGCGGUGGUACUUAUUUUGCAUGGAUUUUACAGAAGGCCUCCCUGCUAUCUGUACAGAUGCAUUCAUAGGGCUACACUGACAUUCUAAAAAUCACCCACCCCCUCCUACAAAAGGGGGUGUAUCUCAGCAAAUCUUCAUCAUUGAGCUUAAAUAUUUGGCCUGGUUUCAUACCCGAACUGUAUCUACCACUACACAAAAUAUAAGCAAAAUGAAAGUCUUGAGUGAGUGAUUUUCCUGGAUUUUGAUUGAUUUGACACAGAAUGACCCAGUCUUGUGUGUUUACUCUAUUAAUCCAGCUACAACAAAAAAAGAGCUUGGAUUUAGCUCUGUGUAUACACUGUCAGUGUUUAGAGUAUGGUACCUUAAACAACAUGUUAAUGAAAUAUAUAUCCACCACCAUGGCUAUGAAUAAUUACAUUUAUGUAACCAAUUCAUGUCUGACAUGCAGAUUUGCCAGGUUACCUCACAGUGACAGCCACAUUAAAUUGUGUUGCCAGUAGACAUGUUUUUAUUAUUCCUUAGCAACCAUAGAUGAUGACUGUUUGAUAAUUUAGCAACAGUAGACUUUUUUUUCUAAACGAUUUUCACCCCUGCAUGUGUGCCUGCACUAUAUCUCCAUGAUCUCUUGGUUUGACUUGCACUUUCUUCAGUACCAAAAGGGAAAGUGAAACAGACGUAAAGCACAAUGCUGCUAGCAAUGCAUUCAGAAUGGGCUUGGGAAUGUAUAUUACAAAGAGCAGCAACAUAUCUGCAGGCAUAUGUCACACUUGAAAGUGUAAGGCUGAGCAAAUCAGUGGGUAGUAAGUGCCAUACCAGAACAAGGCUCCUAUUAGAUACUGACUGGGGAUCACAUUUCCAAGUGAGAUAGCGAGAGAGAAAGAAUGAAUGAAUAAAUAAAUAAAUGACAACCAGUUUUUCUAGGGCCAUGAGCCACAGAAUAUUUUACAAAAAUGUGCUGACAUCUUACCUAAAGGUAUUUGGUAAAAAGGAACCAAAUUGUUGUUGUUUUUUUUUUUUUUUUUUUUUUUUAACAAACUACAAAAAUAAGACAUGUGUAUAUGUGUGUGUGUGUGUAUUCUUCCAUUUAAAAUAAAAAACACACAUUUGUAGUAAGAACUGGCAAGGCAGCUCCACGUUUAUAUUACAAAUGCGCCCCUUGCCCAGCCUGUAAAUGUAAUACCUUUGCUAGUGCGUCGCCAUGGAAGUUUGCCGUUACCAGGAUUCCUUAGCAACCAGCAUUCAGUUACAGACACUGUCCCCUGCUGAACUUCAGGGAUUUCCUGCAAGGUUAUGCCACUGGUUGCGAUGUUUUAUUUACCGUUAAAACAACAUAAUCUCGUUACAAUGAAAGCUUUCACGUGUGCAUUGUAGCGCUUCCAAAUAAUGUUACCCGCGCCAUGCCAUUUCCUGUUCGCCAGGCGUCACCGGGGAACCCCUCGCACUGGACUACGUGAAGAGGCGGGGAUUGGGAGGGACUCCGGGGGAGAAAACACGCUUCAAAACUCCAGCCCGAAUUCACAGACUGCUCGGGGUGGUAGAGAGUUCAUGUUGAGCAGAAGUUUCACUGUGUAUACACAGUA
Messenger RNA from Polyodon spathula (Mississippi paddlefish), 4007 nucleotides. RefSeq names its product stress-associated endoplasmic reticulum protein 2. Gene Ontology annotation, cellular component: endoplasmic reticulum. NCBI's taxonomy places the organism in Eukaryota, Metazoa, Chordata, Actinopteri, Acipenseriformes, Polyodontidae. The transcript is spliced from 3 exons. Bases 287 to 484 code for a protein of 65 amino acids. The record is from RefSeq and is a predicted model, not a curated record. Gene Ontology annotation, biological process: endoplasmic reticulum unfolded protein response.